UUAACUUCCCACUUUUAAACUAAACCUCUAAUUGUGUAUUUUAACUUUCUACAAAUGAGCUCAUAAAACAUUUUAAAGUGUGUGUGUAGUUCCAGAGCCAGAUCCGAGCUGUGCAUUGACUCCACUCCGUGUUUUCCCAUCGGCCCCCGCUGCUGUGUGUGUGGGUCUGUGUGUGUGUGUGGUUGUGUGUGUGUGUGGAGGGCAGAGCUGUGGACCGGGGAACGGGACCGUGGCUGCGGAGCUUUGUGUGUGUCCGUGCGGGUAGAGCGCAGAGUUCGUGGGGCCGAUGUGUGGAGGACGGACCGGAGCCUCCUCUCUGAACGCAGCGAGCCUUCAGGCCCCGUGGAGCCGCGGACAGGAGCAGGUCCCCGGCUGAGUGCGGCGCUGCGCUGCGGGGGAUGUGCACACACAAUGGGAGACGACGCGCUGGCACCGUGCGGGACGCGGCGGCUCUAGAGGAUCGUUCACCCGCGGGUCGUGCGCGAUGAGACCGGAGCUGAGACCGGAGCUGAGACCGGAGCUGUCCGCCGGACCCCGGGCGGAGGAGUCCCGGUGCUGAGGACUCUGUCCACUGGAGAAGUGACUAUACCCCGGUACAGAGGCUGCUGGGAGCCGGGGAGCGCAGCGGAGGAGCCGCCUGCUCGAGGCUCUGCUGCCGGUUCGAUUCCGCUGGGACGAACACGGAAUGUACUUCCUGCGUCAAAGAGCUGUUUGCUCAUCUGCAUGAGGGGAAGUCCAUGUUUGGUGUUGUGUUGUUUAAAGAGUUUGAAACGUGAGGUCAGCUUCUUCAGGAGGAUUCACACAGAGCAGGAUUAAAGUGGCUCUUCAUCAAACACCUCAGGUCUUCAUCAAACAGCUUCAGGUCCGUGGGAGCAGCAGGAGCAUGUACCUUCUGGACAGCAGCUGCACUGACAGGAUGGACAGGGGCACGCCUCAGAGGAAGACCGUCUACCGCAUCUCCCUCACCCUGGUGAAGAGGGAGAGUCUGGACGAUGAGGACGGAGAGCAGGACCCCCGGCCGGCGGAGAACCCCAAGGUGGGUGCCUUCCGGCGGGAGGGCUCGGUGGAGGUCCAGCGGGGCGGUCUGCUGGAGCAGCUGAAGGAGGUGGAGGACGAGAACGACGACUUGUCCUCGUCCCACAGAUACAUGAGGAACUUCAGGACCUUCAGCACGGGGCAGCUGGAGCUGGGGAGGCUGAAGAUGUCCAGGAAGCAGAAAGAGCUGAAGGAAAAGGCCACCAGCCCGUUAGCAGAGCAGAGCAGGGAGGCCCCCGGGAGCAGGGAGGCCCCCGGGAGCAGGGAGGCCCCCGAGAGCAGGGAGGCCCCCGGGAGCAGGGAGGCCCCUGAGAGCAGCUCGCCUCAGAGGCAGGAGGACGCUCCGACCGACAGCAGGCGGCAGGAAGCAGAGGAUCCAGAGAAGAUUUCCUCUGAAGCUCCACAAACAGACAGCGACCAGCAGAGGAAGAGGCUCCUGAAAGCAAAGAGCGUGGAGGAGAGGAGCUGUGAGGCGGCUCUGAACGGCGAGGGCACGAUGUCUCACUCCAACGGGAAACCAGGCAAAGUCUCGUCUCCUGAGACCCCCCCCCCGAAGAGGCCCCCCGGGCUCCUGCGGCGCAGCUUCAGCUUCAGGCACUGGACGGGCGGCGAGCUGCUGCGGCUGCGGGCGCUCUCCAAAGACAAACACCACAGCAGCUCCGGGUGCAUCGAGCGUGACCCCGGGCCUGAUGGCGGCGAGGUGACCUCAGAGGCUGCCGCUCUGCCGCCACCGUCUCGCCAUAACGACCUCACCAGAGAAAAGAGCCGGACCCUGGAGGUCGGAGCCGUCCUGAACAAGACGGACUCCAUGGGCGAGCUGAGCCGCUGGGAGAGAGCUCGCGGCAGCAAGAACCGAACGCUGGACAACAGCGACCUGCAGCGCCUGGCGGCCGAGAAGGACGCGUCAGGGGGGGGCUUCCUGCGGGGGGGAGGCGGCCGCUCCAGUGACAGGCGCCUGGUUCGCUUCUUCAGCGGGAUCUUCUCCAGGAGGGACGGGGCCUCCACCUCCACGCCGGUGGGAAGCCCCAGCACCAACCGGUCCCUGCGGCGCAGCAGGAGGGCGGGGCUGUCCCAGUCCAGCACGGAGAGCAUGACCGGAGGAAGCACUGACGAUGCGUUUGUGAACAGUCAGGAGUGGACGCUGAGUCGAGCCGUCCCCGAGCUGAAAGUGGGCAUUGUGGGUAACCUGGCCAGUGGCAAGUCUGCACUGGUGCACAGGUACCUGACGGGGACGUACGUCCAGGAGGAGUCGCCUGAAGCUGACGUGGACGCAGGAGGUCGUUUUAAGAAGGAGAUCGUGGUCGACGGUCAGAGUCACCUGCUGCUGAUCCGAGAUGAAGGGGGCCCCCCGGAGCCUCAGUUUGCGUUGUGGGUCGAUGCCGUGAUCUUCGUCUUCAGUCUGGAGGACGAGACCAGCUUCCAGACGGUGUAUCACUACUUCAGCCGCCUCGCCAGCUACAGGAACACCAGCGACCUGCCACUGGUGCUGGUCGGCACGCAAGACGCCAUCAGCUCGGCGAACCCCCGAGUCAUCGACGACGGCCGCGCCCGCAAACUCUCCAACGACCUGAAGCGCUGCACCUACUACGAGACCUGCGCCACCUACGGGCUGAACGUGGAGCGCGUCUUCCAGGACGUGGCUCAGAAGAUCUCGGCCACGAGGAAGAAGCAGCAGUUGUCCAUCGGGCCGUGCAAGUCGCUGCCCAAUUCCCCGAGCCACUCGUCCGUGUGCGCCCCGCAGGCGACGGCCGUCCACAUCCCUCAGACCAGUAAUGGCGGCGGCAGCCUGAGCGACUACUCGUCCUCGGUGCCGUCCACUCCCAGCACGAGUCAGAAGGAGCUGCGCAUCGACGUGCCGCAGGCCGCCAACACGCCCACGCCCGUCAGGAAGCAGUCCAAGCGCCGCUCCAACCUCUUCACCUCGAGGAAGGCGAACGAGCCGGACAAGGACAAGAAAGGCCUGGAGGCUCGGGCGGACAGCAUCGGCAGCGGGCGAGCCAUCCCCAUCAAACAGGGCAUGUUGCUGAAGAGAAGCGGAAAAACGCUCAACAAGGAGUGGAAGAAGAAGUACGUGACGCUGUGUGACAACGGACUGCUCACCUACCACCCCAGCCUGCACGACUACAUGCAGAACGUCCACGGGAAGGAGAUCGACCUGCUGAGGACCACGGUGAAGGUCCCGGGGAAGAGGCCGCCGCGCGCCGUCUCCACCUGCGCCGCCGUGCCGAGCCCCAAGACCAACGGGCUGAGCAAGGACAUGAGCAGCCUGCAGCUGGGACAGACCCCAGGCACGGUGACCACCAGCACGUCCGUGUGUCAGAUGGCGAGCGGCCCCAGCCUGGUGUCCUUCAACAGCCGCGGCGUGGAGGGGAUGCACCAGCGCUCCUACUCCGUGUCCAGCGCCGACCAAUGGGCCGAGGCCACGGUCAUCGCCAACUCCGGAGUCAGCACGGACACGGGCCUCGGCGACUCGCUCUGCUCCAGUCCCAGUAUCUCCAGCACCACCAGUCCCAAGAUGGAGCCGCCGCCCUCGCCCCACGCCAACCGCAAGAAGCAUCGGCGGAAGAAGAGCACCAGCAACUUCCGAGCCGACGGCCUCUCUGGUACUGCGGAAGAACAAGAGGAGAACUUUGAGUUCACCAUCGUGUCUCUGACGGGACAGACGUGGCACUUCGAGGCUACGACCUACGAGGAGCGGGACGCCUGGGUCCAGGUGAUCGAGAGCCAGAUCCUGGCCAGCCUGCAGUCGUGUGAGAGCAGCAAGAACAAGUCUCGUCUGACCAGCCAGACGGAGGCGAUGGCUCUUCAGUCCAUCAGAAGCAUCCGAGGAAACGCUCACUGUGCCGACUGUGAAGCUCAGAGCCCCGACUGGGCGAGUCUGAACCUCGGAGCCCUGAUCUGCAUCGAGUGCUCGGGCAUCCACAGGAACCUGGGCACCCACCUGUCCCGGGUCCGCUCUCUGGACCUGGACGAGUGGCCGCUGGAGCUCAUCAAGGUCAUGUCGGCCAUCGGCAACGAGCUGGCCAACAGCGUGUGGGAGGCCAACGCUCAGGGCCGCCUGAAGCCCGGGCCGGACGCCAGCAGGGAGGAGCGGGAGCGCUGGAUCCGGGCGAAGUACGAGCAGCGGCUGUUCCUGGCGUCGCUGCCGGGCACCGAGCUGACCCUGGGCCAGCAGCUGCUGAGGGCCACGGCCGAGGAGGACCUGCGCUCCGUGGUGCUGCUGCUCGCCCACGGCUCCCGGCAGCAGGUGAACGAGACGUGUGGCGAGGGCGACGGACGCAGCGCCCUGCACCUGUCGGGACGCAAGGGCAACGUGGUCCUCACGCAGCUGCUCAUCUGGUACGGCGUGGACCUGAUGGCGAGGGACGCCCACGGGAACAGUGCGAUGGCGUACGCCCGGCAGGCCAGCAGUCAGGAGUGCGUGGACACGCUGGCUCAGUACGGCUGUCCUGACGAGCGCUUCCCGCUCAUGGCCACGCCCAACCUGUCCCGCCGCAACACCAACCGCAACAACAGCUGCAGCAGCAGCGGCAGCACCGCCCUCAUAUGACCUGGACACACACACACACACACACACACACACUUGGGAGAAUCCUCAUCGUUUAUUUUGGGAACCACCACGUGUUGUGACUCUGGAGCCCCGCCCACCUCACCUGACGACCACCUGACGGCUCGUCCAGACUGAUUUAAAGGUGACACCAUGUUUGGGAGAAGAAACCCAAAGCAUGCUGGGAAAUGUGGUCUACGGGGGCUCGUCAUUGGUUGAUCAGAGCUCCUUGGGAAAUAAUCACAUGACAUAUGGCGUCCAAUCAGGGCGCAGUCUGACGCUCUAUGGACAUCAUACCUCAUCACACUACACGGCCAGUUCCUGUCAAUCAAGAAUCCUCGAAAGACUUGUCCAGCUCAACAGCCAAUCAGAAUCCACGUCCACUUUCCCGCCUAAACAUAUCUUCAAUGACAUGAAGACGAUAUCAAGGAACCGUGGGAGCACCCCCCCCCCCCCCGGACUCCGCCUCCUCCUGCCGCUUUGUGUUUUUUAUUUCAUGUGAAAAAUAUCUAGAUGUAAAACUUUUAAUGAAAAAUCACAGAUAUCGGAUCAGUUGUUAGAGUUAAACAGAGAAGUGAUAGAUCGCAUGUCGUAGUCCCCCCCCCACGUUCACGUCUUUCAGUUCAGAACUUGUUGAAAACUUUGAGACUAAUUCUCUCAUGAAUGUCACAUCUGGAGAAACUCAACUCACUUGAUUUGCAGAAGAUUCGAUGAAGACAGUUUUUUUACUUUCUGAAAUUCACAAUUCCUCAAAAAGAGAUCCAGCUAAUUCACGUUUUAUUUAAAUCUGUCUUCAAAAUAUCUGCAAUUUAGUUUUCUGUUGAAGGACUUGAUGAAAAGAUGAAGAAUCUUUUUGUUUGUUUUAAACCGGAUUCACGUGCAGGUCAAAGGUUUGAUUCCCUGAAGUUUUAAAAAGUGUAAAAGUCGAGGAAGCAGCUACGAAGCAAAAAGGGAAACGAUCGGCUUCUUCUUCUUCAGGUGUUUUAUUUCUUGAUCGGACGAUGAAACAUGGACGUCACGAUGUAGAGUUUCCGUGUAUAAAUAUUUAUCUGUUGUAACUGUUGACAUCACAGCGGCUUCCCUCUCAGUCUCUGUCGUCCAAUCAGACGCCUGAUCUGCUCAGCGAAUCACUAAGAAGGGCUCCUUAUUCUUCUUCUGUCUUGUAAAUAGUUUCCUCUUCCUCUCUUUUCUUCGUCACCUCCUGUGUUUCGUCAUGUAUGUAGAGAACACGUGUACUAAUCGUGUGCUGCCGUGUCGGGUUAGAAAAGGAACACUGACUGAAUGUCGCGUGUUCAGAGCAGGAAACCAGCGUCUCCACCUGUGGUCCCUUCACUUCAGAGAACACCGCCCCCUAGUGGGCCACAAGCUCAAUCUGAAUAAAACCAUCUCCUUUACGAACGUCACUUAAAAGCUCAGGAAAGUUCAAAUAAUAAAAACACUACAAAAUAAAACUAAAGUCAGGACGCUAAACGUUUCCGUAUCAAGGUGCCAAAAGGGGAGGAGCCACCGGUUUAAAGACCUCAAAUGAAUCGUGAAUGUUGAAAGUUAAUUUCAGGUGUUUUCACAUUUAGACAAAAUUGUAAUGAAGAAAAAAAAAACAUGGAUGUAGAAGUGACUGUUUAGUUUUUUUUUCGUAGCUGGAUGUAAAACGUGUCGACUGAACGCUAACGAUCAGGAAAGAAGCUCCUCAAGGUCAUGUGACCUUUACUUUCAAUCUUUAAACUCAGCUGCUGUUUCCUCCCGACCGUUAUCGUGAAGCAGCGGCUCAACCCGACUUUGUAUCCAAGCAAUAUUCAACAUUCACAUCGUAACGUCAACACUGACCUCGCUGCAAUAUUUACAUUGAAUACACUGCGUGAACAGAGUCGUCGACGUAAACACUAGCAUUUUCCUCUUAAUGCCUUUUUUAUUUUACGCUCCUGCGUUUAUGUCCCAGCUUCGUCUUGUACGUGCCACGCCCCCUUUCCCACAGGUCAUCACAAAGAUGGCGUCGUAUUCACUAAGGGGCUGAACUUUCUGUUUUAUUUUGUGUCCGACAUGUCCCUCGUCCGUCUUCAAGAAGGACGAAGACAAUGACCUCCGUUUAUUUAUGACAGAAAUGCACUAACUCUGAUUCAGUCCGUCUUCAACCCGAACUCUGUCCACUACAGUUUCCUGUUUUAUGAUUUUAACGUUUGUUAAUUGGCAGCAGCUUCUGACGAUUUCUUCAUAACGGAUAUUUUUAUUUUUACGUUCUGAACUUGAACAUUCUGUGUUUGUUUUUCUUAAACUUGACACAAACAUCAAAGUUGAAAACGUGUAAGACGUGAAACAUCCAAUCGCCAGCUAGCGCCUGUUAGCUUAGCUUAACAACAAGCUGCGUGGUAAUGCACUUGUUUUCUUCAAACUAAAACCAAACGUGAAAGUUGAAAAAUGUUUUGAGACUAAAAACCUCCUGUGAAGCUCCAGGUGCAGCUAGCGUGUGUCAGCUAAACUAAGCUAAUGGUCAUUAGCGUGUUGCAGUAUGUUUGCUAGCUGUUAGCUCGGCUAAGCUGCGUGUAAAUAGAUCCCGACAUUUCGGAAGACGCUGCUCGUCACCUGUGCGUAAACUUCAAACUACAAACCAAGAAAACACAACUCUGUGCGUCACCAUCCGGUUUGUCUGGUUGUGUUACCUCAUGUGUGUUUUACCUUGACGCCCCCCCACUCCCGGGCUGCCACCACAUUAUUUAUAAACGCACCUAGCCAGGAAGACUCCGCCCACUCUAACCUUUGUUUUUGUACUUUUCUCUCUGACCCUUCGAGUCCAUCCAUGUUUUACUAGAUUCCUUUAUCAUCCAGACACAUUAUUGUUAUUCUAAUUAUUAUUAUUGUUAUUGACUUUUGUUGGCUGUACAGUACCGUUGUUGAAAAACUUAACCUAAUACAGAGUCUUCUACUGUAAUGUGUCUCUUUUCAAUAAAGACGAGAAUAAUGCUUCGUAA
Messenger RNA from Platichthys flesus (European flounder), 7545 nucleotides. It is a transcript of the gene agap1, whose product is annotated as ArfGAP with GTPase domain, ankyrin repeat and PH domain 1. NCBI's taxonomy places the organism in Eukaryota, Metazoa, Chordata, Actinopteri, Pleuronectiformes, Pleuronectidae. The coding region runs from base 884 to 4585 and encodes 1233 amino acids. Gene Ontology annotation, cellular component: nucleus. The record is from RefSeq and is a predicted model, not a curated record. The transcript is spliced from 19 exons. Gene Ontology annotation, molecular function: GTPase activator activity; protein binding; GTPase activity.